AUGAAACUUCGAUCAAGAAAAAACGAAGAAUCAAACGAAAUGCCGAGAAAAGAAAAAGGAAAAGGUCCCGAAGAAACCGUGUUCGAAGAAACUGUGUUCGAAGAAACCGUGUUCGAAGAAACCGUGCCCGUGGAUACUCCGUAUACAGAAUCGGACAUUUCUAUGUCCGACGUCGAAUAG
Messenger RNA from Dentiscutata erythropus, 180 nucleotides. The record is from the annotation of a GenBank genome assembly. Lineage: Eukaryota; Fungi; Glomeromycota; Glomeromycetes; Diversisporales; Gigasporaceae.